Messenger RNA from Lagopus muta (rock ptarmigan), 5660 nucleotides. RefSeq names its product WD repeat domain 59 (gene WDR59). Lineage: Eukaryota; Metazoa; Chordata; Aves; Galliformes; Phasianidae. The record is from RefSeq and is a predicted model, not a curated record. The coding region runs from base 1595 to 4531 and encodes 978 amino acids. Gene Ontology annotation, molecular function: protein binding. The transcript has 27 exons.
CGUGCGGUCUGUGCCUGGCGGCUGGGGCCGGGCCGAAGGGCUGCGGGCGCGGGGUUGCUGAGGAGGGCCCGCUACGGGCUGCUCGCUGUGCCCCCCUCUGAGAGCGCAGUGCGGGGCUGCGAGCCGGGCUGUAGGGAUAGUGAACCGCCUCGUGGGUUUGGGGUGUGUCUGUCGUCGGUUCGGUUCGUGCGGAAGCGCAUUAAUCCGUGAGGCGCUUUAUUGCCAGUAUUGAUUCUAAACGUGUCCGUUUUUUCUAGCUUUGCUCCGGGCCUUACUGCAGGCGCUCCCACUUCCCGCACCCCUCUCCCUGUUUCUCCUCUGAGAGCAUCGCAGCUCCUUUGCUGGCUGCAAUAGAGUCGCUGGGUGUAGGGAGGUCAGCAGGAAUAGCUGGUUAGGGUUGAAAUAGCAGAGAGGCCAGCUCUGGCUUUGUGUUUGCAGGCUGUAGCAGCGCUCCCUUCAGGCUCUGCUUGUGUGCUCUCUUAGAAACCGUUCUGUGGGAAAGCAUUUUGUUGUGGCAUUGCCCUUUCUCUCACAGAGCUGAGCCUGGUGGGUGAGCUCAAGAAACCCAGAAAACAACCAGUCUGCAGUCAUCUUCUGUUCUUACUCACGUCCCAGAUCAGUGCCAGUUCUGUGCUCACCAUUCCCAGCCAGGCCCUUACAUCCUGCACGUUGUACCCAGUCUACCUUCUGUAAGCCAACAGAGCUUCUCAGCUCUGCACUGAAAAGCCUGACAUUGCUUUUGUUUUCCUCUUGGAUGAAAUGCUGUAAAGCUGUCCUGUCUGUUGGUGAGGAUUUGCUUUCAGGAAGCUGAGAUAUGAAGGUACUUACCCUCAAAUAGGGGAUUCAGAUUACAUCUGGCUCAGGAGAUAUGUGCCUCAUGGUUUGGUUGCUUGUUCAUAAUGACUUGCAUGUGGGAGGGGAGUGGGGAAGAACAGGUGUUUGAACCCUCUGCAGCAGUUGGUUGCAGUCUUGCUGUGCUGCUGGUGCAUACUUUAGUGAUAGGACAAGGGGGAAUAGGGUUUUAAACUGAGACAGGGGAGUUCUAGGUUGAAUAUCAGGAGGAAUUUUUUUAGCCAGAGGGCAGUGAGGCACUGGCACAGGUUGCCCAAGGAGGCUGUGGAUGCCCCAUCCCUGCAGGCAUUCAAGGCCAGGCUGGAUGUGGCUCUGGGCAGCCUGGGCUGCUGGUUGGUGACCUGCACACAGCAGGGAGUUGGAAUCAGAUGAGCGCUGUGGGUCUUUUCAACCCAGGUCAUUCUAUGAUUAGCAGGGAGGCUAACUGCUGGUAUUUUGGUCACUUUGGUUUACUCUGGCGUGAUCUUUCUGACCCGCCUAUGCUCUCAUGUGAAACCAGAGAGCUGCAGUGUCCAGGGCUGCUCAGCUGCUGGUUUCAGGAUGAACUUAUCUAUGUAUUUGGGUUUGAGCACUUUUUUUUUUUUUUUCUUCCCUCUGAAGCCUGAGCUUGAGAAAUUGAAACACCUCAGCUGUUACCUUCUGUACAGACCCUGAGCUCUGCCUGGUGACCAUCCUGUCUCCAACAUCCCUACCACGAAACAGGCACAACACCAAAGAGUCAAAGAUGUGACAUGCGACUGCUAUGUCAGUGGACUGCCUGGGACAGCAUGCAGUGCUCUCAGGCCGCCGUUUCCUCUACAUAGUCAACCUGGAUGCACCAACCGAGGGCCAUCGGAAGAUCUCCCGGCAGAGCAAGUGGGACAUCGGGGCAGUGCAGUGGAACCCACACGACAGCUACGCGUACUAUUUUGCAGCUUCGAGCAACCAGCGAGUUGACCUGUAUAAGUGGAAGGAAGGUAAUGGGGAAGUUUGCACAUCCUUGCAAGGACACACACGUGUGAUCAGUGACUUGGACUGGUCAGUGUUUGAACCAGACCUGCUGGUCACCAGUUCUGUUGACACAUACAUCUACAUCUGGGACAUCAAAGACACCAGGAAGCCUACAGUCUCGCUCUCUGCAGUAGCUGGAGCUUCCCAGGUCAAAUGGAACAAGAAGAAUGCCAACUGUUUAGCAACAAGCCACGAUGGGGAUGUCCGAAUAUGGGACAAAAGGAAACCCAGCACUGCAGUCGAAUACUUAGCAGCUCAUCUCUCUAAAAUCCAUGGUCUGGAUUGGCAUCCUGACAAUGAGUACACGCUGGCCACUUCCAGCCAGGACAACUCUGUCAGGUUCUGGGAUUACCGUCAGCCUCGGAAGUACCUCAAUAUCCUUCCCUGCCAGGUUCCUGUCUGGAAGGCGAGAUACACGCCUUUCAGCAAUGGGCUGGUGACAGUGAUGGUUCCGCAGCUCCGACGAGAGAACAGCCUACUUCUCUGGAAUGUCUUUGACUUGAACACACCUGUUCAUACCUUUGUGGGACAUGAUGACGUGGUGCUGGAGUUUCAGUGGAGGAAACAGAAAGAAGGUUCUAAAGACUACCAGCUGGUUACGUGGUCCCGUGAUCAGACUCUGCGGAUGUGGCGGGUUGACUCUCAGCUGCAGAGGCUGUGUGCUAAUGAUAUCCUGGAUGGAGUUGAUGACCUCAUCGAUGGGAUUUCUCUUCUGCCUGAGCCAGACAAGACCCUUCAACCACAGGACUCUGAGCCCCAGCACAGCUCUGGACAUGGGGAUGAGGAAGCCUUAAAGGAAGACUUCCUGAACGACCUCCUGGUGGGAAAGAAAACAGACCAACUGGGGCUGCCUCAAACACUGCAGCAGGAGUUCUCACUGAUCAACGUGCAGAUCCGAAAUGUCAACGUGGAGAUGGAUGCGGUGAAUCGUAGCUGCACAGUGUCAGUGCACUGUGGCAACCACCGGGUCAGGAUGCUGGUGAUGUUCCCUGUCCAGUAUCCCAAUAAUGCUGCACCAUCCUUCCAGUUCAUCAACCCGACCUCCAUCACUGCCUCCAUGAAGGCCAAGCUGCUGAAGAUACUGAAAGACACUUCCCUGCAGAAAGUGAAGAGGAACCAGAGCUGCCUGGAGCCCUGCCUGCGUCAGCUCGUCUCCUGGCUGGAGUCUGUCGUGAACCAAGAGGACAGCACGUCCAGCAACCCCUAUGCUCUGUCCAACUCCGUGACGACCCCCCUGCCCACCUUUGCCCGGGUCUCCAAUGCCUAUGGCUCCUACCAGGACUCAAACAUCCCAUUUCCACGGACCUCUGGAGCCCGGUUCUGUGGUGCAGGGUACCUGGUGUAUUUCACGAGGCCCAUGACCAUGCACCGUGCAGUGUCCCCAACGGAGCCCACACCCCGGUCCCUGUCAGCUUUGUCAGCAUACCACAGUGGCCUCAUUACUCCGAUGAAGAUCCGUACAGAGACUCCAGGCAAUCUGCGUUUGUACAGCGGCAGUCCCACGCGCAGUGAGAAGGAGCAGGUCUCCAUUAGCUCCUUCUACUACAAAGAGAGGAUGUCUCCUCGCUCUGCCCGGCGGCGUUGGUCCAUACAAGCAAUUAACGACUUCCCGAAGUCGAGGAGGUGGAAAAGCAAACGGGAGGGGACAGAUGCCAACAACCGACCCAUCAAAGCUGCUGGGAAAGUUAUUAUACAAGAUAUUUCCUGCUUGCUGCCUGUGCACAAGCUGCUGGGAGAGCUCUACAUAUUGAACGUAAAUAAUAUCCAGGAGACUUGCCAGAAGAAUGCUGCCUCAGCCAUGGCUGUUGGACGGAGGGAUCUUGUACAGGUUUGGUCACUGGCUAUGGUAGCCACUGAUCUUUGUCUUGGACCGAAGUCUGACCCAGAUCUGGAGAUACCUUGGGCACAGCAUCCAUUUGGACGUCAAUUACUGGAGUCCCUGCUGGCUCACUACUCGCAGCUCCACGAUGUGCAGACCCUGGCCAUGCUGUGCAGUGUGUUUGAAGCCCAGUCCAGGUUACAGGGGUGCCCAAACUCCUAUGGCCCCUUUCCUCAGCGUGCCUCCAACCUGGCCUCCCACAGCCGAUACCCCAGCUUCACUUCCUCUGGUUCCUGUUCCAGCAUGUCGGAUCCUGGACUUGGCACUGGAGGCUGGAGCAUAGGUACUGAGACCUGGGGAGCAGCAAACAAGGACACUGAGCAGAGCUCCGCUCCCUGGUGCGAGUCUUCUCCAGAUGAGUUCCGCUACAGCAACCUGAUGUACCCCGAUCAUCGGGAGCGAGAGAAGGACCAGCACGAGAAGAACAAAAGGCUCCUGGAUCCUGCCAAUACUCAGCAGUUUGAUGACUUUAAGAAGUGCUACGGUGAAAUCCUCUAUCGCUGGGGUCUGCGAGAGAAGCGAGCUGAGGUCCUGAAGUUUGUCUCCAGUCCUCCUGAUCCCCACAAAGGAAUUGAGUUUGGUGUGUACUGCAGCCACUGCCGCAGCGAGGCGCGGGGCACGCAGUGCGCCAUCUGCAAGGGCUUCACCUUCCAGUGCGCCAUCUGCCACGUGGCCGUGCGGGGCUCCUCCAACUUCUGCCUGACCUGUGGGCACGGUGGCCACACCAGCCACAUGAUGGAGUGGUUUCGCACGCAGGAGGUUUGCCCCACGGGCUGCGGCUGCCACUGCCUGCUCGAGAGCACCUUCUGAACGGCGGCAGAGCACAGCGCCCCGGGAAGGGGACUGGGGAUGGAACUCCCGAGCCACGUGGACUCAGCUCUGCGGCGUCUGGAGGAGCCGUGCUGGGAGCCGGCGCAGGACUGGUGGUGACCUUUGUGAGUGCUUCCAGUGUCACUGCGCUGCCUGGGUUGCUUCCAGACCGCUUGGACCAAACUCCAGUGUGUCCAUUGCUGGCGAUGGAUGCCGCACCACCGAGCUCACACUUGUCCUGCAGGAGUGUAAAUGUUGGCCGGUCUCUGCCAGGCUGUGGAAGGGCGUCGGAGUUCCUUUGGAAAGCACUCGGCUGGCAGAGCCAGACCUGCUCCAGCUGCCUAAUGUCUUUCCAGGUGCCUCUGGAUGGGCCAAGGGUGAGCCAGGCACAGCCUUCUUCACACACUUGAGGCAGAAAUAAUUUGCAAGCAGCAGUGAGCUCUGCAGGCUCACUGUCACCUGUGCUCAACAAGUGGCUGUGCUCCAAGUCACUUUCUGAGCCAACAGGGUCCUUAUUUUUGAACUGCUGUUUACGUUGCUGAGGUUAUCCCAUAAAGCAAGAGUGAAAUGACGUUUUUCAGCAUUAUUUCCUGAAUACUUUCUUCCCACUGUUCCGUAUCAGCCCCUGCUGCGAAAAGCCCAGCCACGCAACCACAGCCACUAGGAUUAGUUGCUUUCUUCCAGAAGUUUAUUGCUCUUCAGUAAGUGUCCCUGCGUUCUGCCCUGGGUGAUUCAGUGCACUUUAACUUGCCUGUCCCUGCCUCGCUGGCAGCUCGUCCUCAGGGCUGGGAGAGGCAGCUGCUUUUCUGUUUGGGAUCCACAGCAGGUUUCGAGGUCUCCCUUCACCUGCGGGGGGCAAUGCAGAAAGGUUUGGGAAGACACAGGCAGAACAUUUGCUCCGUGCAGGGGGAAUUGAUGAGUAAUUGGUGAUGGUUUCAAGGGGAAAAGGGGUUUGGAAAAGCGGUGGGGAUGACAGAGGCAACAGGUUUGUGCCUUCCAUUGGAGAAUGUCCUGGAUGGACCCCUCUCUAUGGGGCCGUGCCUGCCGCCUGGCCUGGCCUGUGUCUGUGAUAACUCAGGCCGGGGGCUCCUGCUGUGCAACAAGCAGAAGACAUCUCUUAAAAUUAAAG